UCCCAGAUGGGAUAAGCGGUCAAGAUGUUCAGCUUCGAAGGGGACUUCAAGACGAGGCCCAAGGUGUCCCUCGGAGGCGCCAGCAGGAAGACUGCUCCUGUUUUGUCAGCGCACCAGUGGGAAAAUACUGACUCAACACAGAGAAGAUAAGAUAAAGUGCCUCAAGCUCAAAGGCCAGAUAGAGAAGCUUGGUGUCAUUUGCUCCUGUUUACAUAUCGAUGAGAAGAUGCAGCGUCCCGGCUGUGGAGGAAGAAAAGGCUUCUCUUUUACAUCGUACUCAGGAAGAAAGAAGAAAGAGAGAGGAGGAACGGCGAAGACUGAAGAACGCGGUGAUCAUACAGUCAUUUAUACGAGGCUGCAGAGACCGGAGGCAGCAACACGCCCUCCGGAGAAGCGCCUUCGAUCGCUGCGCCAGUGCCUCACAGCCGGGGGGCACUUUCUCCGUCGCCAGCGGGCCCAACCUUACCCUCCUGGUGAGGCAGCUGCUGUUUUUCUACAAGCAGAGCGAAGACUCAAAACGUCUGAUAUGGAUGUAUCAGAACUUGAUCAAACACAGCUCUCUGUUUGUCCAGCAGUUGGACGGGUCCGAGAGACUCACGUGUCUGUUUCAGAUAAAGAGGCUGAUGAGCCUCGGCUGCAGGUUACUGCAAAGCUGUAGCGAUGACAGUUUGAAUGUCGCACUUCCGAUGAGGAUGCUUGAGGUGUUUUCGUCUGAGAAUACGUACUUGCCUGUUUUGCAAGACGCUAGCUAUGUGGCGUCCGUCAUUGAACAGAUCUUGCACUACAUGAUUCAGAAUGGGUAUUAUAGAUCUCUCUAUUUGUUAAUUAACAACAAGCUUCCAUCAAGUAUUGAAUAUUCUGAUUUAUCUCGAGUUCCUAUAGCAAACAUUUUGCUAGAGAAUGUUCUGAAACCAUUGCACUUUACUUACAACUCCUGUCCAGAAGGUGCAAGACAGCAAGUGUUCAGCGCCUUCACUGAGGAGCUUUUGGCAGCACCUUUCACAGAUCAGAUUUUCCAUUUCAUCAUUCCAGCCUUAGCGGACACGCACGCUGCUUUCCCGUACGAGCCCUUCCUGAAUGCACUGUUGUUACUGGAGAGCAGGUGCUCCAAGACAAGCAGUGGGGCACCGUGGCUCUUCUUCUUUGUCUUAACGGUUGGCGAGCAUUACCUGGGGACCCUCUCCGAGGAAGGACUGCUGGUGUACUUGAGGGUGCUCCGCACCUUUCUGUCUCAGCUCCCAGUUGCACCUGCCGGCGCGAGCUGUCCGGACUCGGCCAGCGACUCGGAAGAUGAGGCUGAAGAGGCAGACAAGCAGCCAAGCGCCCCGGAGGACGGCCGGCUGUCGGUGCCCUACAUCACCGAGGAGUGUCUCAAGAAGCUGGACACGAAGCAGCAGACCAGCACCCUGUUGGCCCUGGUGUGGAGGGACUCCGCCAGCGAGGAGGCCUUCACCUUGAUGGCGUCCAUUGGCCACACGCUCAUGGUGCAGCACCGGAUGGCGGUGCCCAGAGUCAGGCUUCUCUACAGUUUAGCCUUUAAUGCCAGGUUUCUGAGACACCUGUGGUUUCUCAUCUCUUCCAUGACAACACGGAUGAUCACAGGGUCUAUGGUGCCGCUGCUGCAGGUGAUCUCCAGGGGCGCCCCCAUGUCUUUGGACGACUCCAGCCGGAUCAUACCUCUCUUCUACCUGUUUAGCUCUCUGUUCAGUCACUCGCUAAUUUCCAUACAUGACAAUGAAUUCUUUGGAGAUCCCAUAGAAGUUGUAGGUCAAAGACAAUCAUCAAUGAUGCCUUUUACUCUGGAAGAGCUGAUAAUGUUGUCUCGCUGCCUUCGAGAUGCCUGCCUAGGGAUCAUCAAGUUGGCUUAUCCAGAAACAAAGCCGGAAGUUCGAGAAGAAUAUAUUACCGCAUUUCAGAGUAUCGGAGUUACAACCAGUUCUGAGAUGCAGCAGUGCAUACAGAUGGAGCAGAAGCGAUGGGUUCAGUUAUUUAAGGUGAUCACCAAUCUAGUGAAAAUGCUGAAGUCCAGAGACACGAGGAGAAAUUUCUGCCCUCCAAAUCACUGGCUGUCGGAACAAGAAGACAUUAAAGCAGAUAAGGUCACCCAGCUCUACGUCCCGGCUUCCCGACACGUGUGGAGGUUCCGGCGGAUGGGGAGAAUCGGCCCCCUGCAGUCGAGCCUGGACGUGGGUUUGGAGUCCCUGCCUCUCUCUGUGUCGGAGGAGCGACAGCUGGCCAUCCUGACUGAGCUGCCCUUCGUGGUUCCGUUCGAGGAGCGGGUCAAGAUCUUUCAAAGGUUGAUUUAUGCAGAUAAGCAAGAAGUUCAAGGAGAUGGUCCAUUUCUGGAUGGAAUUAAUGUCACAAUAAGAAGAAAUUAUAUUUAUGAAGAUGCUUAUGACAAACUUUCCCCAGAAAAUGAGCCUGAUUUGAAAAAGCGGAUCCGUGUGCACUUACUGAACGCCCAUGGCCUGGAUGAAGCCGGCAUUGACGGUGGCGGUAUUUUCAGAGAGUUUCUGAAUGAACUGCUCAAGUCAGGCUUUAACCCCAACCAGGGCUUCUUCAAGACCACUAAUGAAGGGCUCCUGUACCCCAGCCCGGCCGCUCGGAUGCUCGUGGGAGACUCCUUUGCGAGACACUACUACUUCCUGGGCCGGAUGCUUGGAAAGGCGCUGUACGAAAACAUGCUGGUGGAACUGCCCUUCGCCGGCUUCUUCCUGUCCAAACUGCUUGGCACCAGCGCGGAUGUGGACAUCCAUCAUCUGGCCUCGCUCGACCCCGAAGUGUACAAGAAUCUGCUUUUCCUCAAGAGCUACGAAGGCGACGUGGAGGAGCUGGGGCUGAACUUCACCGUGGUGAACAACGACCUGGGGGAGGCGCAGGUGGUCGAACUGAAAUUUGGUGGCAAAGACAUCCCUGUGACGAGUGCCAACAGGAUUGCGUACAUCCACCUCGUGGCUGACUACAGGCUGAACAGGCAGAUCCGCCAGCACUGCCUGGCCUUCAGACAGGGCCUGGCCAACGUGGUGAACCUGGAGUGGCUGCGGAUGUUCGACCAGCAGGAGAUCCAGGUAUUGAUUUCUGGUGCACAAGUCCCCAUAAGUCUGGACGACCUCAAAUCGUUUACAAACUAUUCAGGAGGCUACUCGGCCGACCACCCGGUCAUCAGAGUCUUCUGGAGGGUCGUGGAAGGCUUCACGGACGAGGAGAAGCGCAAGCUGCUCAAGUUCGUCACGAGCUGCUCCCGCCCGCCUCUCCUGGGCUUCAAGGAGCUGUACCCCGCGUUCUGCAUCCACAACGGAGGCUCCGACCUGGAGCGGCUGCCCACGGCCAGCACCUGCAUGAACCUGCUCAAGCUGCCGGAGUUCCACGACGAGUCGCUGCUGCGCAGUAAGCUGCUGUACGCCAUCGAGUGCGCUGCUGGCUUCGAGCUGAGCUGAGCGGACGCGGCGCCACCCCCUGAGGAGCGACCAGGGCCCGCACCGCGGGCAGCACCCCCGGCCGCGAGGGCGCUGGGGCCGGACUCCUGCAGCUCUCCUGCCCCCCGUCCCUCCCUCCCCUCCCCCUCGUUCCAGAUGGUCCGUGAAGUCGUGGUCACUCACUCAGAUGGACACUGCUUUUCCGACAACGUAGACUCACAAGCGUUACGUGCCAUGUGGCUACUGCGGUGGCUGUGCCGAAAGGGGCGCCGUGUUAAGACUAGUGGCAACUCAGUGAAAUUAACCAAAGAAGAAGCUUUGGCUUUGCUAGUGGACUUGAGCCCUUCCUGAGCUGGGGGGCCGGGGGGCGGCAGCGCGGGUGCUCGUCGGCAGAGAUGCCCGGUCUGAGAGGUGGAGGCGCAUCCUCUCGGGGCUCCUGCUUCUCGUGUGGCGGAAUUGUUUACAGUCCUGAUUGUUCAAACUGAAGGCAUUUUCUCUCCUGCUGCCUUUUCCCAAAGUGGUUAGGUUUGGAAAAUACACAGCAAUGAUAAUAUUUUAUUUGUGCUUUUUAAGCCAUUCCCCUGAACAGGACGAGCAUGCUUGUUUCGGUUUACGCUGACCGCAUCGUGCCGGUCCGGCUGUUCCUGUGUGGGGGUGUGUGCGGGCGGACGUCGUGCUCCCGCGUCCAGCUCCAAGCGCGGCUGCGGGCUUCCGGGAGAGGGGAGGGGCUCGCCUGUCCCGCAGCGCGUGUGGCCCGGGAUCGGCGGCAGCUGGGGGAGAGCAGACACUGGCAUCGAUCUGAGUCACUUGAACCAAAGUGGCGGGCUGCGGCUUUGCACUGGGCACGGCCUGCUGUGGCGGGACCUCGAGGCCGCCCGCCCUCCGCACCCCGGGGCCGCGCCCGCCCCUCUCCCCGGUCCCUGGGCAGUGCGCCAGGCUUUUGCACCCUCUGCUUCUCGACGGUGCUGCUCCGGAGGAAGACCGGACAGCCCCCGUCGCGUGUCCGGGGUGAGGGGUGCUGGUGACUCUCUUCAAAAGGCACUUUAUCAGGACCUACCUUGUUGCUGGGUGAUGUUGGCCUCUGAGAGCGGGGAGCGCGUCUGAGCACCCACUGGGAGAGCCAGACUGACCCUCGCUGACGCUGGGGGCUUGAGGGCUCUCGCUCUGACCUCCCUCUGCCUCACCUAGCGUUUCCUGUCACUGGGGCUGUGGGCUGUCCUAUGGAAUUGACCAGAAUUAGCAAUAUGCUUUUAAAUGCGGGGAAACUGAAUGACACUUUUAAGACAAUGACCAUAUCAAAACAAAAUGUAUAAUUUCAUAAUUUGAAUAAUAAAUUAAGUGUUUAAAUGCUA
Molecule: messenger RNA, 4768 nt
Organism: Mustela erminea (ermine)
Lineage: Eukaryota; Metazoa; Chordata; Mammalia; Carnivora; Mustelidae
Gene: UBE3C
Product: ubiquitin protein ligase E3C
Exons: 25
Coding region: 219-3437 (1072 amino acids)
Biological process (GO): protein polyubiquitination; ubiquitin-dependent protein catabolic process
Molecular function (GO): protein binding; ubiquitin protein ligase activity
Source: RefSeq, a predicted model, not a curated record